AUGGAUUACGAGAGCGCUGCCGGCAACAAGAGUCGUCUCGUUCCGCUGAAAACCACACUGGAAGUGGAGACUCGAGACAGAGUCAUCAAUGUUUAUGUUAAUGCUAUCCCUGUGAAACAAGCAAGUAAUGCUUUAAGCAUAAUUCGUCGCCUCAUACCUAAUGAUGGCGGGCUAGAUCUUCAACACCUUCGACGAUUUGUGAAAUAUGAUGACGCCCCUCCCCAUGUUCGAGCCUCCAUUUCAGAAACCAGGUCGCUCGUUACUCCGGGACCCGAAAAUGAGACACCCAAGGAACUCAUUUUCAUCGCGGGCUCGGUAGAUAGCAUUUCAAAGGAAUCAUUGAUAGAAGGUCUAUCCUCUAUAUCCAACCCAGUUUGUAUCUGCUCUAUCCAGGUGCCUCUUCUCGCGCCAACUUCCCAUGAGCAGGCUGCAUUCUGGACCUCUCGGUAUUGGCCUACGGUAUACAAAAAAAGCAACCCGUUUGGCCCUCAUCCCAGUAUAGUAUCGAGAGCGGAGGAGGACAUCAACGAGGAUGUUGAGAAAUGGAUGGCUCUCGCGGACGGGGCAGCCCAAGAGGCACGAGCUACGGGUUCUGGCGAAGACAUUGGCGUCGUCAUCGUCACCAGGAAAAAUGGGAUAGCGCGCCCUGUCGCUAUUGCCGGCGAUGCAAGGUGGUUGGAUUGGCCUCAUUCUUCACGGGGGAAUGUUGCUGCUCAUGCCACUCUCCGUGCUAUAGCAAUGGUUGCCGACGGGCUGCGAGCCAGAGAUGAGGACCAGCAAGGAGUUUCCGACAUCACGAUUCCGGCCGAUACUGGCAUAUUUCGGGAUCAGCCACGUAUGCCGACAGAACAAUGCCGGUCACCUAUUGAUGACGACGGAUACCUUUGCCAUGAUCUGGAGAUCUAUUGCACGCAUGAGCCAUGUGUCAUGUGCUCGAUGGCUAUCGUGCAUUCAAGGUUUGGUCGAGUGGUUUUCCGCCGGCGCAUGCCUUCAACAGGGGGGCUUUGUUCAGACGGUGAACUCGGUCAUGGCCUGUUCUGGCGUAAGGAACUGAACUGGACAUUACUUGCCUGGCAUUGGUCUUCUGGUACAGAUUCCAUUGGCACUUGUGGGGUAGAAUCGGAUCUUCAUGCAUAA
Molecule: messenger RNA, 1137 nt
Organism: Amorphotheca resinae ATCC 22711
Lineage: Eukaryota; Fungi; Ascomycota; Leotiomycetes; Helotiales; Amorphothecaceae
Exons: 2
Coding region: 1-1137 (378 amino acids)
Cellular component (GO): cytoplasm; nucleus
Molecular function (GO): tRNA-specific adenosine-34 deaminase activity
Source: RefSeq, a predicted model, not a curated record